This is a messenger RNA of Chaetomium strumarium, 2403 nucleotides long. RefSeq lists its product as uncharacterized. Gene Ontology annotation, molecular function: transcription cis-regulatory region binding; DNA-binding transcription factor activity, RNA polymerase II-specific; zinc ion binding. The coding region runs from base 1 to 2403 and encodes 800 amino acids. Gene Ontology annotation, cellular component: nucleus. The record is from RefSeq and is a predicted model, not a curated record. NCBI's taxonomy places the organism in Eukaryota, Fungi, Ascomycota, Sordariomycetes, Sordariales, Chaetomiaceae. Gene Ontology annotation, biological process: regulation of DNA-templated transcription. The transcript is spliced from 7 exons.
AUGGAUCCCGAUGCGAUGGAUCGGUCGGACAGUGCUCCCGCGCCAGCGGCUGAUGGCGCGCGCGAUUCACCCAGGGACCAGAACAGCCGCAGGGCUGCCGCGUGUCUCGUCUGUCGCCGAUCCAAGAUCAAGUGCGAGAAGGGCCGUGACCAGAACGACGGCCGCUGCCACCGCUGCCUCCAAUUAGGCGUUGAUUGCGUGCGCCCGGACUUCCACGUCGGCCGCCGCAAGGGCGUCAAGAACAAGCGCACGGGACUGGAGAAAGCGUUGCAUCAGGUGGAGCAGGCGCUGAGACGCACCGGAUCUGGCAUCGAGGCGGCCAAGGUUGUCUCGGAUCUCAAAGCGCUCCUCAGUCCCGGUUCCCACGGGUCUCUGUCGGUCGUUAGCCACCACCAACCCGGGGCCAGGGUUGCGGAACCACGCCGGGCGUCCAAGCAGAGCGACAUCCUGCUGCCCGAUGCUUCCUCGGAUGCUGGCGAUAGUUCUGCCUCAGACCAGGACGCCAUGAGUGUGCCGCAGGAGUCUACGCCCCCUCAGGGGCACGUUGGUGAGGAGAGCCUAGCUGUCGAUGACGCAGAGAAUCCCCUCCAACUCCUUGCUCGAGCAUCCGACUUGCAUGUCUCGCCCAAGACCAGUGACCACGUGGUUGCCGAAGCCAUGUCUCAUCAGCGGACCCGCCAGAGCAAACAAAGCGAGAAAAUAUCCGAAGUAGAAAGGUUCUUCAAACUCAGCCAGUUCAGUCUCGACACAGGGCCGGACCUAGAUCCGGUCGACCUCGGCCUGAUUACGCUCGAGGAGGCUGAGACGCUGUUCAGCUUCUUCCACCACAGCCUCGCCCACACGCGCUGGGGACUCGACCCGGCGCUCUACACAGCCGCAUUCACGCGCACCAGGUCCGCCUUCCUCUUCACCUCCAUCGCUGCCGCUGCCGCUCUCUUCAUGCCUGCCGCCUCGGCCCUCUCUCGCCGCCUAUCUAAUCACUGCAAGACCCUGGUCAACCGCAUCAUCCUGGAUCGCCACCGCUCCGUCGAAAUCGUGCUCGCCUUCAUGGUGAAUGUGCCCUGGAUGUUUCCUGGAAAGCAUAGCACCGACGACGAAACCUGCUGGUAUGUGUCCAUGGCUACCACCAUGGCGCUGGACCUCUCACUGCACAAGAUCCUUGUGCCAGUUGCUUCGCUGCGGGAUGGACCCGGUGGGCGUGGCGGCACCUUUGGAGGGAUUGCAAGGGCGGAUUGUAUUGACCCCAAAGUGGCACUGGCGUUGGACGGGUUCGGCGAUGUAGAUCCCAACUCGGAGCUGGGGUUGCGCUUGCUAAGGAGACGGGAGAGGUGUUGGAUUGCUCUAUUUGUAUUGGAGCGUGGGAUGUGCUUGGCGAGAGGGCGCUGUUACACCGUCCCUGUCACCCCUAUUCUUCGGGGAUGUGACCAGUGGCACCUGUCGAACAUUGCGGACAGUAUGGAUGGGCAUCUGGUGUCCAUGGCGGUUCUGCGAAGAGAUCUGGACGAAUUGUUUGCCUCCAUCAGAUCCCUUUGCGACCAGUCACGCGACGGCAGGGCGGACGGCGCCAUGGUCGCCCGGUCAAUUCAGAUGAUCGUGGAAAAGUUCUUCGAUGAAUGGCAUGCCAAAUGGGGCAUUUCCAUUGGCAGCGGCCCCCAACAUCGGUUGCCUCCCUACGUGCAAAUCUUGGUCACGCAUACACGUCUAUCCAUCUACAGUACAGUCAUCAAUCACCCGACGGCCCCGACCGAAGUCCGCCACUUCUUCCAUGCGGCAGGUUUACAGUCAGCGCUGAACGUCAUGCGAGCCGCGAUCCAGGGCGAAGGGCAGCUCUCGAGCAUGCCCAAUAACACGGCAAUCAUGAUAUCAUUCGCGGCAUGCUUUGCGCUUCGACUGAGCGGCCAGUUCACGGGCAACUCUAACCUAGCACCCAGUGUGCGGACGUUGAUUGAAGAAACAGCAGAGGUUCUAGAACGCAUCGGCUCGACAACACCGCACCGCAAUGGGAUGUCAGCAUUGUAUGGAAAGUACCUCAAGUACAUCGUCAAGAAAGCCGCAGCAGCCGCCCCAGUCUCGGUCGAGAAGGCCGCGAGGCCGCGUGGCGUGACACAGCCGGAGCUAAUCUCACAACAUGGCCUUCCGGCCACUUAUUCGCGGCCCAACAAUGGGCGCGCAAGCUUCAGCGUGGCGGACUCGUUACACCAGAGCCCGCCUGUCUCCGGCUUCCUGGACCAGCCUCUAUGGUCGGAGCCGAUUCAGUUCUCGUCCAUGUCGGAUGAUCAGAUUGCCGAGGCACUCAGCAGAGUCAACAACGAGUUCGAUCCGGCCCUAAGCAUGUACCCAUGGGACGAGGCUGCUGCUUUGGAUUGGCUCAAUUGGUCUAAUCUUCCAGACUUCGGGACUUGA